AUGAUUCCAGCUCGAGGUCCUGUAUUACGGCUACUCUUGUUGGCUGUCUUGUUGGUCAUCGCCUAUCAAAUCUACAGCGUCAUGACAGGUGCUCCUCCACCCAAUCGUAUAUCCAUCUUUGAGCAAUCUUCUUUCGACAAUGAAUCCUCGGCUACGACGGCACCUAGUCAACAACAACAUCGGUUACCUUGGUAUAAGCAAUCCUAUAAGGCUAUCAGCAAAGCAGCGUUUGAUCCAGAUCAUGCAUUUACCACUGAGCACUUGACGACUGAGGAACGACGAGCAUUGCAGGAACGGAUGGUGGGCAUAGCACAAUCCAUGGCACAAGAGGCAUUUGGCAACAAGUAUGAUGGUCGUAUCCCUGGUACAAUUCUGGAUACUCAAGAUCAAGUGGAUGCUAUGCGAUCGUUGGUGAAUUGUUGGACUCGUGGACGAUGGGUAAAGAGCAGCAAUCGUGCACCGUUACUACGUCAUUUCCAAGAUCCGUUGUAUGGCAGUUGUGAUGCCAAGUUUUACAAGACACAUGGCAAAAAUGAGCAACGUGAAGCUGUCAAAUACACGUGGGAACCUUCAUGUCCGUUACCAAUGACAACCGUUGAUCCACAACAAUGGUGCGGUGGUGCUCUAAAAGGCCGCAAUCUCAUGCUUGUCGGUGAUCUUGCUCAAUAUCAAAUGCAUGAAAUAUUACUUGAUGCAUUACGUGAUGGACCUGUCGUAUGUUAUGGUGAAUUGAAUUGCAAAGAACAUACGAUAUGCAAUGAACCCAAAGCAAGUUAUUUACGCUAUUUCCGCAAUGACGUGGUAUCGAUUGCACGCAAAGUGGACAAGCAGUAUGGACACCCAUCGAUGGAUAUAGUCGAAUGGCCUUUUAUGGCGAACUUUAUUUUACGUGAAUACGACAUUUUCAUCUUGAAUCGCAGCCCGGUGGUCGAGGAUGAUACCAACUUUGCUCGUCAAUUGACACAAACGCUUGCAUCAUUACGAAAGAGCAAACCACGUGCACUUAUCAUCUACCGAUCCUCGGCUAUUGGUCAUCCCCAUUGUGACGAUGCUGAUGGCCCACUUGAACAACCCUUGGAUGAUGAGCAGCAACGCCAGCUACCUUAUGGAUGGAGUGAAUAUGAUCGUAGGAAUGCCAUUGCACGUACCAUUGUGGAAGCAGCAGGCGGAUUGUUUAUUGAUCUUGGUGCAUUGGCUAAUUUGAGACCGGAUGGUCAUAUUGGUGGCCAAGAUUGUUUGCGCUAUUGUAUUCCAGGACCCUUAGACGCAUGGGUGACGAUCUUGUAUAAUGUCAUGCUCGGCUUGGAAGGUGCAUUACCACUCCCAGAAGAUAACAAUCUCAUGUCAUAA
Messenger RNA from Lichtheimia ornata, 1350 nucleotides. RefSeq lists its product as uncharacterized. The record is from RefSeq and is a predicted model, not a curated record. Bases 1 to 1350 code for a protein of 449 amino acids. The transcript has 2 exons. Gene Ontology annotation, molecular function: O-acetyltransferase activity. NCBI's taxonomy places the organism in Eukaryota, Fungi, Mucoromycota, Mucoromycetes, Mucorales, Lichtheimiaceae.